Exophiala xenobiotica is the source of this 1002-nucleotide messenger RNA. RefSeq lists its product as uncharacterized. The record is from RefSeq and is a predicted model, not a curated record. The transcript is spliced from 2 exons. Lineage: Eukaryota; Fungi; Ascomycota; Eurotiomycetes; Chaetothyriales; Herpotrichiellaceae. Bases 153 to 872 code for a protein of 239 amino acids.
GGCAAAAGGCACGCAGCAUACUUCUUCAUUCUUGAACCCUGGUGGUCUAUACUUCGUACUCUGUACAUUCCCCAAGCUUUCACAUACCAGCCUAUUCCCCUAUUCUUAAUCAAAAGAAAACAAGACAACACACGGACACACCACCACCAAAAAUGCAUUCAGCACUCACAUCAACAACAUUUCUCCUCGCAGCCCUGACCACCUCGGUCCUCGCCUCGCCCCAAUAUGGUGACGAUUCCAGCUCCUCCACAAUGUCCAUGGACAUGUCCUCGUCGACCAUGACUGCUUCCGGGUCCUCGGCGACCGGCGUGCACAGCGUCCAAGUCGGUCCCGGGCUCAGCUUCACGCCGGAUAGCGUCAAGGCCGCCGUCGGCGACUGGGUGGAAUUCACCUUCGGCUCGGGCCACUCGGUUGCGUCGAGCACCUUCGGCGCACCCUGCAUGCCCAUGGCCGACGGCUCCAGUGUCUACUCGGGCUUCCCGAAUGACGGCGACGUCUGGCGCAUCCAGAUCAACAGCACCGAUCCUCUCUGGCUGUACUGCUCCGCCACGGGCCACUGUGAAGGCGGCAUGGCUAUGGUCGUCAACCCUCCAUCAAGUGACAAGACCCUCGACGCGUACAAGUCGGCCGCCCAGAAUGCUCAGGGUUCUUCUCCUGCGACUGUGCAGGGUGGUGUCUUUGGCGCGGCCAGUGAUAGUACUUCCGGCUCUUCCAGUUCCGGUUCUGGUUCGUCCGAAACCGCCAGCUCGACGGGCUCAAGUGCCAGUGCAACUUCGUCUUCGGACUCGGGCAACGGCGCUGGGUCCAUUUCCGUCAAGAACGGUCUGAUGCUCGCUGGGGCGAUCGCUGCUGGUGUCGCUGCUAUCUUGUAAAUACUAGAAAUCUAGUACCUAUUCCUGUACUGCGAGGUGGAUUGAUAUACAGUAAGUAGUAUCAUGAAGCCAGUCUGAGACUGGCGGUAUGCAGCACGAUAGAUUUGGUCGCGAAUGAAUAUCAUUGUUG